AUGAUCGACUUUGUAACAUGUAGGCACGACGUGGAUCACAUAAGUCAAGUACUUGUUGACUAUAAGCACCACGUCUCAAAAAAAUUGAAAGAAUGGCCUUUGUAUUCGAAUGUUGUAACCGAUUUUUCUAUGGCACUUAUUGAGGCUGUUUUGAAAGGAUUUAACACGAUGGAAAUUCCGACGUAUUUGCAAUAUGCAAUGAAAUGGGCAACCAGUGACGUCAUUCCUAUUAAAAUUGUACAACUUAUAAAGCUCUAUUUCCGCGAUGUUCAACAGCGCUCCUCAAUGAAUUUUGAAAACAGAUGGGUCUUGAGAUCCGCUCUGAACUUUGCAAGUGAUGGAGAAGUAGUCAGAGAAGUAGCCAGUGCAAGAGAACAAAAUAUGGAGAUAUAUGAGAAAAGAAAGGGGCACGAGCAACUAGACGAGCAGCAGAGUUAA
This is a messenger RNA of Helobdella robusta, 438 nucleotides long. RefSeq lists its product as hypothetical. The coding region runs from base 1 to 438 and encodes 145 amino acids. The record is from RefSeq and is a predicted model, not a curated record. The transcript has 3 exons. Lineage: Eukaryota; Metazoa; Annelida; Clitellata; Rhynchobdellida; Glossiphoniidae.